CACUUGCAAACUUAACCUAAGUGCAUGUAUUUUCCUUGGUAGAUUAGACGACGGAGCAUGCAUCAAUAUGCCAAUGACACUACCAAUCAAAAGCAGCUAUCAUGAUCAGGAUGCUCAGACUCUACUGGAAUAUCUACCUCACCUACAAUCGCAGCUUUUCAUGCAAGAGGAAGAUGUGGCAUUCCUCAGGAGAUUUCUUCGACGGAAGGAAGUGCAAGCAACCAUGAAGUCCUAUAAAAGUAUAUCGAUUCUAAGCUAUCGAAAACUGCGUCCUGUGUCUCUGGCAGCCGUUGCUCUGGCCGCCAAUAUUUUCUGUGAUAUUCGAAGAUGCAAAGAAAAUUCUCAAUUAUCUGAAGAGCUGCUGGAUAUUUUGUCCAAACCAAAUGUACAGGCUCUUCUGUACACCCAUGACGUAGUUGCCAAACGCGACUUUGAAACCGGAAGUUGCAACUCAAAGCCGCUAAGGCAUAGCGAGGACAAUAACGUCAAGGUCGUUCAGUUGGUAAAAAAAGACGAACCGCUGGGAGUGACAAUACAAGAAAACGAAGAUACAGGAAUCAUAGAAAUUGCCCGGAUAUUGCAUGGUGGUGCUGCCUUUAGGAGUGGUCUUAUUCACGUUGGAGACGAGAUUCACGAAAUUAAUGGUAUCAAGUUCACAGGUCGCAAUCCAGACGACAUGGCCAACUUGUUGACACGAAUAACGGGCCCAGUUACACUCAAAUUAGUACAACGACAGCAAGAACCAGUCCCAACACGGGCAAGUAAUACACGAGUCAAAGCCUUGUUUUCCUACGAUCCAAAAGAUGACACAUUGAUACCUUGUCCAAAUGCCGGACUGUCCUUCAGUAGGGGGGACAUUCUGCACAUCGUAUCUCAGGAAGACCCCUUGUGGUGGCAAGCUAGACCGGAAAAGGAAGCAGAGGGAAUGACGGGUAUUAUACCCUCUCAACUUUUACAAGAAAGGCGAGAACUCUUGCAAGACCUCAUGACCAAGAGAGACGUGAAAUGCAGAAGGGCACGGUCUGCUAGUCCGUGUAAAGCCAGUCCCCGUGUCCCAAGGUCAAAACGUGUGAAGAAGGUCAUGUACCAAGCAGUUCAGAAUGGCGAAUUUGAAAUGGGUGAUAUUCCUACAUAUGAAGAGGUGGAGCUGCUGAAUCCCGACCCCGAGCACUGUCGGCCUUUGAUUCUGGCAGGUGUUUCCAAUGUUGGAAGAAACGAAUUAAAACAGCGACUAAUGGGAAGUAAUCCUGCUCACUACGUGGAUGUUGUGCCAUAUACUUCUAGACCUCCCAAAUCCUACGAAGUCCAGGGCCGCGAAUAUCACUUUGUGACAAGGCGGGAAAUCGAAAGUGCCAUAUUAGCAAGAAGGUUUGUAGAGCAUGGAGAGUAUAAAGGCCAUCUAUACGGUACCAGAAGAGACUCCAUAUUAUCUAUCGCUAAGUCCGGACGGGUUCCCAUCUUAACACCCAGUGCCAAAGCCUUACGGUAUUUAAGAAUAUCUGACAUCAAACCUUUCAUCAUCUACAUUAAACCACCUCCUUUUCCCUGUUUUCGAGAAACACGGCUCAAAUACAACGCCAUAUUUACUGGUGAAGAUGGCAGCGCCACCUCGUGUUCCGAUGCUAUCAUAUCAUCAGUAAUUGCCAAAAGUGCCAAAUUAGAGGAAAUAUAUGGACAUCUUUUCGAUUUUACAAUUGUGAACGACGACAUAUCACGAGCAGCACAAGAACUUAUCAAAGUGGCGGACAAGGUGCAGAAGGAUCGCCAGUGGGUACCGGCGGCGUGGGUGGAGUAGGGAAUACGUGAUUCCGGAAUGACAGGGAAUACUGUCAGUGAUUGUAAAAUGUCUGUUACGGAUGAUAAAGACCAUCUUAAUAAAUGUUAAUAUUUCUG
Messenger RNA from Ostrea edulis (European flat oyster), 1893 nucleotides. RefSeq names its product MAGUK p55 subfamily member 7-like. The record is from RefSeq and is a predicted model, not a curated record. NCBI's taxonomy places the organism in Eukaryota, Metazoa, Mollusca, Bivalvia, Ostreida, Ostreidae. The transcript has 17 exons. Gene Ontology annotation, cellular component: plasma membrane; cell-cell junction. Gene Ontology annotation, molecular function: protein binding. The coding region runs from base 68 to 1795 and encodes 575 amino acids.